AUGAGCACAGUUACAGGGAUGUACCAAUUUGGAAUUCCCAAAAUCACCUCGUCCUGCAUUUGUGACUGUGCUGGAGGUGACACGCCAUGUAAGAUGAACGAAUACAAUUAUCGGAACUGCUCAUCAGGUGCUCUUUGCUACCGAACUUACCAUCCGGUACAGUCGAAUGUCGGUUGUCUCAGCGAGCAGAAAAGCGAAGCAUGCUGUCAGCUGCGGAUCGAACCGUUCAAGGACUGGAUAUUCACAGCCAUCAAAAUCAAUCAGCCAUCUACAGUACUUGUUUUCAGGUAUAACAUUUACGACCGCUUCAAUAACCGAUGGCGGAAAGCCUCUGAAGAGGUGGUCGAAGUGCCGAUGAAUCGUGGCAUUUUCAAGUUCGACUUCAACAACGUGCAAAAAAUCGAAAUGGUUGUCUCAGGAAGUCGUCCGAAUAGAGAAGUUCAGCCAGGAAUGUACUUCUUCAGAGAAGGAACACAUGAACUACGAGGGUUUGUACCUAUCAAUGACAUCGGCGAGAGCAGUUUGGAGAAGCUCGGUUGGAUGCGGUACGCAGAUGGAAAAUGGGACAUCCGAAAUGGUCUGGUCAAAAUCAAACAGGCACAU
Molecule: messenger RNA, 603 nt
Organism: Ostertagia ostertagi
Lineage: Eukaryota; Metazoa; Nematoda; Chromadorea; Rhabditida; Trichostrongylidae
Source: the annotation of a GenBank genome assembly